CAACUUGUUGGUCUUUUUUUCUUCUAUAAAUUAGCCUUCAUUUCACUCAGGUAACUCUUCUCCUUUUCCUUCCUUUCCUUAUCAGUCCUUUAGCAUAUCUCUUCUGGAUUCCUCUUUGAUAGAUAUUUUUUUUUCUCAGAUAUGUGUCUAAUGUUCCAGCUUUGAACUCAAGCUGUUCUUCUGUUCUUUCCUCUGAUCCAAAACCAAGUUCUGGGUUUUUCUUGUAGAACUCAAAGUUAAGUUUGUUGGGGUUUCAAAAUCCGUUACCCAUCAUCUGAUUUUUCUUCUGGAGAUUCUGGGCUGGUGUUUUUGAGGCUGUUUCAAGCAGCAUCAAGCCAAAGUUUUUGUUUUUAUUUCCAAGGAGAGGUUUUUUUAAGAGCAAUAUCUUCAUGCUCAAUCUUUUGUUCUUGAUGUUUGAGAUUCAUGUCUCCAAUUCUCAGUGAAAUCUUUCUUUCUGGGUUUAUGAUAAAUUCUACAUUCAUUCGCAGGACCCAUCUUGUUCAAUCCUUCUCAGUUGUUUUUCUCUACUGGUUGUACUACGUUUCAUGAUUUUGGCUUUAAUCUCUGCUACUUAGUCUAUAAUAUAUAAAUAAAAUUGCUACUGGUACUACUGCUACUAUCUAUCUGCAUUGUUUUUCUUUAUUAGGGGUGUUUUUAUUGUCGUUUGGGUCCUGCUAUUAUCAUCUCUCUCUUGAUUUACUCUCUCUGCGUUGAAAAAAAUUAAAAAAUCUGCCCAAGUUAUCUGCAAUUUCCAUGGCUUCCUCUAGUGGCACAUCUUCGGGAUCAUCAACGUUGCUACAAAACUCAGGGUCUGAGGAGGACCUCCAGGCAUUGAUGGAUGAAAGGAAAAGGAAGAGAAUGAUAUCAAACAGAGAGUCAGCAAGGAGGUCCAGGAUGAGGAAGCAGAAGCAUUUGGAUGAUCUCAUGGCUCAGGUAACUCAGCUGCGGAAAGAGAAUCAUCAGAUCAUCACAAGGAUAAACAUCACGACCCAGCAUUACCUGAAUGUUGAGGCUGAGAACUCAGUGCUUAAAGCUCAAGCCAAUGAGCUUAGCCACAGAUUGCAGUCUUUGAAUGAGAUCAACAGUUUCUUGAAUGCAAACAAUGGCAGUAAUUUUGGUGUUGAAGAUGCAACAAGCCUUGCUUUCGCUGAGCCUGCUGACAGCUUCCUUAACCCAUUCAAUUUGGCCUACUUGAAUCAGCCUAUCAUGGCCUCUGCAGAUAACAUGUUUCAGUAUUAAUCCCAUGAGCUUAUUGGAGUUCAGUCAAAAGGGAGGAAAGAUUAAGAGAGCUGAGGAGUCCUUAAAUUUUUAGUCUUUUUUGUUUUGGUUCAGAGUCUUUUUUAAGAUAAUGUUUUAUCAGUAGGGAGUGGUGAGAAAUAAGGUAUGUGUAGGACAGUUGGACUGUGCUUAUUGGGUUGUUGAAUCCUUGGUAUGUAAAUGGGAUUGAAUCAUAAGUGUGUGAUGCAAGCCCAAUGAAUGUACAUGGGGCUUUGGUAUAAAAUAAAAUAUAUAUGUGAAGUAAGCUUUUGUUUUGGGUA
Messenger RNA from Theobroma umbraticum, 1538 nucleotides. Lineage: Eukaryota; Viridiplantae; Streptophyta; Magnoliopsida; Malvales; Malvaceae. The record is from RefSeq and is a predicted model, not a curated record.